GAAGCCUACGUCAUGGCCUAUGCUGCGAUCUUGCUGAAUACUACACUGCACAACUGCAACGCUAAAAAUCAAACAAACGCGCUGGCCGACGAGAAGACAUUCGUGCGUACUAUGCUCGAAUUUGAUAAGGACACUAACCUCUCCGAGGAUAUAAUCAAGGUAAGCGACCGUCCAGUCUGUGUACUCUUGUGGGUACUAGCCUAA
Dibothriocephalus latus is the source of this 204-nucleotide messenger RNA. NCBI's taxonomy places the organism in Eukaryota, Metazoa, Platyhelminthes, Cestoda, Diphyllobothriidea, Diphyllobothriidae. The record is from the annotation of a GenBank genome assembly.